Molecule: messenger RNA, 2376 nt
Organism: Grammomys surdaster
Lineage: Eukaryota; Metazoa; Chordata; Mammalia; Rodentia; Muridae
Gene: Mtch2
Product: mitochondrial carrier 2
Exons: 13
Coding region: 145-1056 (303 amino acids)
Biological process (GO): positive regulation of apoptotic process
Cellular component (GO): mitochondrion; membrane
Source: RefSeq, a predicted model, not a curated record
GUUUCUUUGGGCGGGCCAGUGGGCGGGGCCUAGGUGGGCGGCGCGCCGCGGGCGGGCCAGUGAAGCGGGCGCCCCCGACACGUGAUCUGGAACCGGCUGUGUCGCUUGGUGACUCCGUCUGUCCGUCCGUCCGCGGGUGCCAUCAUGGCGGACGCGGCCAGUCAGGUGCUCCUGGGCUCCGGUCUCACCAUCCUGUCCCAGCCGCUCAUGUACGUGAAAGUGCUCAUCCAGGUGGGAUAUGAGCCUCUUCCUCCAACAAUAGGACGAAAUAUUUUUGGGCGACAAGUAUGUCAGCUUCCUGGCCUCUUUUGUUAUGCUCAGCACAUUGCAACCAUCGAUGGGAAGCGUGGGUUGUUCACAGGCUUAACUCCAAGACUGUGUUCAGGAGUCCUUGGAACUGUGGUCCAUGGUAAAGUUUUACAGUAUUACCAGGAAUCCGAGAAACCCGAGGAGAUAGGAUCUAUAAAUGUACAAAAAGAAGGCUCAUCCUCCUUUGACCGAGUUAUCAAAGAGACAACUCGAGAGAUGAUUGCUCGUUCUGCUGCUACCCUCAUUACACAUCCCUUCCACGUGAUCACUCUGAGGUCCAUGGUACAGUUUAUCGGCAGAGAGUCUAAGUACUGCGGACUAUGUGACUCCAUAGUAACCAUCUACCGGGAGGAAGGCAUUGUAGGAUUUUUUGCGGGUCUAAUUCCUCGCCUCCUUGGUGACAUCAUUUCUUUGUGGCUAUGUAACUCACUGGCUUAUCUCAUCAAUACCUAUGCACUGGACAGUGGGGUUUCUACCAUGAAUGAAAUGAAAAGUUAUUCCCAAGCUGUCACAGGAUUCUUUGCUAGUAUGUUGACAUAUCCCUUUGUGCUUGUAUCUAAUCUUAUGGCUGUCAACAACUGUGGGCUUGCUGGUGGAUCUCCUCCUUAUUCCCCAAUAUAUACUUCUUGGAUAGAUUGCUGGUCCAUGCUACAAAAAGCGGGAAAUAUGAGCCGAGGAAACAGCUUGUUUUUCCGGAAGGUUCCAUGUGGGAAGACUUACUGUUAUGACCUGAGAAUGUUAAUUUGAAGAUGUGGGGCAGGGACAGUGACAUUUCUAUAAUCCCAAUGCACAGAAUUAUGGGAGAGAAUGUUGAUUUCUAUACAGUGUGGCACGCUUUUUUAAUAAUCACUUAAUCUUGGGAAAAUGGAGGUGAUUGGUGUCUGGCUUUUUUGUUCUUUGUCCUAGCACAACAUCAUUUACCACUGGUGUUCCCCAUUAGUUAUUUGAAAUGGGACCUUUAUUUCUCUAAAUUCUUGUUUUAAACAGAAAACAGACAUAUUUUACUUAAGGAACAAAGCAGGUUGUUAUGUAGAUUUGAGUCUCAGGUUAGGACUUUGUCAAAUGAAGAAUAGAAUCCCAAUAAGAAGGAACUAAUUCUAUAAGAGUUAAUAAAAUUAAGAAUGCAUACCAUGUGGGAGUCUAUGAAUUACCUGAGCAGAUAGAUACUAGAAAGUCAGCAGCACCUAGUCUACCUCCCACCAUGCUUGCAAGCAGUCGGCCCAUCUUACCUCUCAGUGCUGCCGAGCUACUGCAGAGAUUUCUGCCUUCUGUUACUAUAGAAGAGAAAGUCAUCACCACCAACAAAGAAAAAAGUCAGUUACAAAGCCUUAAGCAAGGUUUGGGAAGCAAGUACGAUGGCCUUUCACUCCAAAGAAGCUCUUUUAGCUUCUUGUAGCACGAGAAGCAAACUGUAGCACAACAGUAGCUCCUAAGUGCUUAGUGCCCACCAGCCUCUAAGGUCUGUCUUCACUGCGGUUCCCAUUGCCUAUAAGCUUCUGCUUCUAAGCGUUUGCUUCCUUUUUGUUACUGCAGAAGGUGAGUAGUUUGGCUUUCAUUUCUGAUGACACCCUUGAAAAGUAUAUUUGUAACUCCUUAUCUGGUGACUGGGACUGAAGUCCAUAUGGUUCCUAGGAUAUUGUCCAGCUCGCAUGUCAGACCCUCAGGCAUAUUAAAAACACUCAUGGAGGAAAAAAAUCACUUUAGAAGGAAAAUUUUCAACUCAAACAUUGAGCUCCUAUUCACUCAGGCCUUUUAAUGGCAGGUUAAAAUGCUCAUAAGAUGAGAAAGCCCUAAGGUGUAGAUUCACUGGUACUUUGCCAAAUGAGUAAGCACUGACUUUGCUACUUUUAGACUUCUAUCAAUGCAGCAGAGUCCAUGGUGUUAGGUAGUGUGAGCAUGCAGGGUCUCCUCCCACUCAGGGUUAGGGAUGCAACCAGAAGCUCAUGAGUAGCUUAGCUUGAAAUGUCUUUGAUGUCAAAAGUACUUUGUCUUAAAAGCAAUGUAAAUUUUAUAUCCUAUUCAAUAUUAUCUGCAUCUGUUUUAAUAUAAAAUGUGUUUUUGCAUUAC